AUGGCGGAACGUAGUUUCCAAGCAUCGGGGAUAACGUCCGACGACACCAAGUACGGCUACAUAUUGGGUGCUCUAAACCCGCAGUACGCCGCCGAGGUACGGGACAUCAUUAUGGACCCACCAGCCUCUGGGCCGUACCAGAAGCUGAAGACGGAGCUGAUACGCCGGCUGAGCUCGUCGCAAGAGCAGAGAACGCGACGCCUCCUCGAGCACGAAGAGAUGGGGGACAGAAAGCCAGCGCAAUUCCUACGGCACCUCCGAAGACUGGCAGGUAAAACCGUCACGGACAGCGUAUUGCGGACGUUAUGGUUGGGACGACUGCCUACGAAUAUCCAGGUAAUACUCGCGACGCAGAAAGACGUUGACCUGGAUAAAGUAGCGGAGCUCGCAGACGCGGUCGCCGAAACGGUGACCCACCGCGUACAGAUUGCCGAAACGACACCCGUGGCGGGCCACGAUUUCGAGGCCUUACUGAAUGGUAAGAUGGCUCAGCUGGCGGUGUCAUUGCGGCAAGAGAUUUCCGCCAUUCGAGAGGAACUGAUCUCCGAGCGUCGGCCGUCGCGUCACGACGGAAAUUUUCGCCCUAGAUCACCCAGCCAAGUACGUUCGCGAUCCGAUUCCCGGAACCGUCGUCACGGAAAACGCGGGGUGUGCUGGUAUCAUUGGGCGUUCGACGCCGACGCCCAGAAGUGCGUGCAACCGUGCACGUGGAGCAACGCGGGAAACGAACGGGGCAGUCAUUAA
Molecule: messenger RNA, 744 nt
Organism: Habropoda laboriosa
Lineage: Eukaryota; Metazoa; Arthropoda; Insecta; Hymenoptera; Apidae
Exons: 1
Coding region: 1-744 (247 amino acids)
Source: RefSeq, a predicted model, not a curated record